CCUUCUGUUCACUGGCUUCCAGUGCAACUCAUUUUGUCGUAGCUUUAGCUGCUCCCCCACGCGACUGAUAGUCGAUCCCUCCCCCAAGCGUCGACUCCAGAGCGACAAAACCCAAACCAAAGCGACUUUCCAUACGCGACAACACUCCCUUGCGACAAUUCCCAUCUUGCCUAAAGCGACAACCCCCCAAUUGCAACCAUGGCCGAAGACAAGAAGUAUUCUGGAGAGUACGUCCGCGAGGCGUAUCCUGGUGACGAUAUCCAACAUGGCCAAAUGAGCGACAACUCCGACGACCUGCAGCGUCACCUGGGUAACCGUCAAAUUCAGCUCAUCGCUAUUGGUGGUUCCAUUGGUACUGCUCUGUUUGUGUCAAUCGGUGGUGCUCUCAACAAGGGCGGUCCCCUCGGUCUACUCCUCGCAUACACUGGAUACUCUUGCAUCAUCGCUCUCGUGAACAACGCCAUGGCUGAGAUGGCCAGUUUCAUGCCUGUAUCCGGAGGCUUCAUCCGAAUGGCUGGAAAAUGGGUCGAUGAGUCCCUAGGCUUCAUGGCUGGCUGGAAUUUCUUCUUCUACGAGGCUCUGCUGAUCCCGUUCGAGAUCACGGCCCUUAACAUCGUGCUGCGGUUCUGGAGAGAUGACAUUCCAGUCGCUGCUGUCUGUGCGGCCGUCAUUGUCCUAUACGCUGCUUGCAACGUCUUGGCUGUAAAGGCGUACGGUGAAGCUGAAUUCUGGCUCUCCGGAGGCAAGGUCCUGCUGAUCCUGAUCCUCUACUGCUUCACCUUCAUCACCAUGGUCGGAGGUAACCCCCAGAAGGAUGCUUACGGUUUCCGACACUGGCGCGACCCGGGCCCAAUGCCCGGCGGCAGCGACCUUGCUCGUUUCGAAGGCUUCCUUGGCUCCCUUUGGGCUGCGUCCUUCUGCAUUGUUGGUCCUGAGUACAUCUCCAUGGUCUCCGGUGAAGCCAAGCGCCCACGUGCCUACAUCAAGACUGCGUUCAAGACAGUCUACUUCCGAUUCGGUGCCUUCUUCAUCCUCGGUGCUCUUUGCGUUGGCGUUGUUCUAGCCUACAACGACCCAGAGCUUGUCAGCGUCUUGGAGGCGGGUGAGAGCAGUGCUGCUGCGUCUCCCUACGUCAUUGCCAUGAAGAACCUCAACAUUGGUGGACUUCCCCAUCUCGUCAACGCCCUCUUGAUCACGAGUAUCUUCUCUGCCGGUAACACAUACACAUACUGUGCGACUCGCAGUUUGUACUCGCUCGCAAUCGAGGGCCGCGCCCCUAAGUUCCUGCGAAAGUGCACCAAGAACGGUGUUCCCAUCUACUGCUUCGUGGUAGUCAUGGUUUUCCCGUUCCUAUCCUUCCUCCAGCUGUCUUCCGACUCCGCCAAGGUCCUGACCUGGCUCAUCAACAUCAUCACCGCCGGAGGUAUCAUCAACUACAUCGUCAUGUGCGGCACCUACCUCGCAUUUUACAAGGCUUGCAAGGUCCAGGGUCUCGACCGCAAGACCCUUCCUUACUGCGGUUACUUCCAGCCCUAUGGUACCUGGUUCGCGCUUUGCUUCGAGAUUUGCGUUGUAUUCGUGUACGGUUACAGCACCUUUGUGGGUGAAUUCUCUCUCGAGUCCUUCUUCACAUACUACACCAUGGUCGGCGUUGCUCCGAUCCUGUUCGUGUUCUGGAAACUCGUCAAGAGGACGAAGUGGCUGAAGCCGCAUGAGGUUGACCUUGUCUGGGACGCUCCUCUCAUCGACGCCUACGAGGCUUCCUUCAUCACACCGCCCAUCGGCUUCUGGACCGAGAUGCUUCAGCUUAUCGGACUGAAGCGCAACGUUCCCGUGGACAAGCGUGCUGUUUGAAAUGCUUUCAGCGAAUCAGCGAAACCUGUAUAGCAGAGAUGUUCUGCCAUGAUCUAACGUCGUUGGAUAGAUUUUCUAUCGCCAGAAGCCUAUGAGUACUGGCCGCGCUUUUACAUAAAUGCAAUACCCAUUCAUUCUGCGAAACUCAGGCAAUAGCGACUUGCGAAUGAUGUCCGACCUCCGCUAUACCCAUGCGACAAAUAGCGAGGCGGAGAAAGAUAUCCUAGCGACAGUAUACAAUGCGCUUCAACUGUGAUGUCUCGAUUGUGGCAUCCGCUACAAUAGCCUAAGCGACAUUGCUAGAACGGCGUUCCAAUGCGACAUUUCAAUGCGAUAUAGCCGUACGAGGCCUCCCAUGCGACAAUACUAUUAUUAUCGGCAACAC
Molecule: messenger RNA, 2239 nt
Organism: Alternaria rosae
Lineage: Eukaryota; Fungi; Ascomycota; Dothideomycetes; Pleosporales; Pleosporaceae
Product: histidine permease
Exons: 2
Coding region: 199-1854 (551 amino acids)
Biological process (GO): amino acid transmembrane transport
Cellular component (GO): membrane
Molecular function (GO): amino acid transmembrane transporter activity
Source: RefSeq, a predicted model, not a curated record